AAAGUACACAAUAACAAUGAAAAUGUCACAUGACUCUGAUAUGGGAUUGAAAAAACAAGAAGUUAAAUCUGGAACUAUAAUUCAUCAAGAAAAACCCUUUGUCUAUGUGUUAAGUUCAAAGUAUAGAACUGAAUACUGUGAUUUCUGCUUUAAAAAGAGUGAACUUUCUAAAUGCUCAGGCUGUAAGUGUGUUUAUUAUUGUGGAAGGGGUUGUCAAAAACUGGGAUGGGACAUCCAUAAAAUGGAAUGUAAAAAUUUAGCCAAGGUGGCUCCCAGACUAGUCCCAGAUGCAGCCAGAGUGUUGGCUAGGCUUAUAAAAAAAUUACAGAAAGGAGGUGACCAAGUAAAAGAAUACUAUUCUGAAAAACGAUAUCGAAUGUUUAAGGACCUUAUGUCUCAUUAUCCCACUCUUAAAAACGACCAACAUAAAAUGGAACAUAUUGGAUCUUUAUAUGGAGUUUUAUCAGAAUUUUUAGGUAAUGAUCGCGUACCAAAUUCUGCUGAAAUAAUGGGAUUAUAUGGAAGGAUGUGUGUUAAUAGUUUUAAUAUUUGCAAUCAAGAGUUUCAAAGUUUAGGAACAGGCAUUUAUCUUGGGGCUUCUGUACUUGAUCAUUCCUGUGCCCCAAAUGCCAUUGCCAUCUUUGAGGGUACAACAAUACAAAUUAGAACUUUGAAGGACCUUAAAUAUUAUGAUUUAUCUGAGUUGUUUAUAAGUUAUAUUGACAUUCUGGGCACUACAAAAGAAAGACAAGAACAACUGGAAUUAACUUACUAUUUUCUAUGUCAAUGCUCAAAAUGCUUAGGACCUGAACCAAUGGGCGAAAUGACUGCAGCUGCAUGUCCAGACACUAAAUGUGAUAAUUAUAUAGAUGUGAAUUUUGUUUUGCCAGGAGAUAAAUGCAAAAAAUGUGGAGAAGUUGUGACUGAAGAAUUUCUUAAUAAGUUUCACAAGGUUAUUAGCUUUACCAAAGACCAAAUUGAAAGUAUGAAAAAUAUUACUUAUUUGGAUGUCUGUAAAGUGUGUUUAAAACAACACGAAGGAGUCGUCUACAGACAUAACUUAAAGCACGUUAAAAUUCUGGACUUGGCAUUUGAAAGUAGCAUAGAUUUUCAUUUAUUUGAAGAUGCAAAAGUUUUUGGAUUGGAAUUGAUAGAUAGUUUUUAUAAAUACUAUGGACAUAUUCACCCACUGACUGGGUUGUUACAUUUAAAAUUGGGGAAAAUUUAUCUCUAUCAGAAUGAUUUGAAACUUGCUGAGUAUCACCUAAAAAAGGCUAAUCAGAUAUUAAGAAUAACACAUGGAUAUACUAGUUCAUUAUACAAAGAUGAGGUGCUUCCAUUAAUACAACAACUAGAUAUGUGAACAAUUUGUUGUUUUU
Messenger RNA from Brassicogethes aeneus, 1379 nucleotides. NCBI's taxonomy places the organism in Eukaryota, Metazoa, Arthropoda, Insecta, Coleoptera, Nitidulidae. The record is from the annotation of a GenBank genome assembly.